This is a messenger RNA of Nicotiana attenuata, 1581 nucleotides long. RefSeq lists its product as uncharacterized. Lineage: Eukaryota; Viridiplantae; Streptophyta; Magnoliopsida; Solanales; Solanaceae. The coding region runs from base 1 to 1581 and encodes 526 amino acids. The transcript has 3 exons. The record is from RefSeq and is a predicted model, not a curated record.
AUGCUACAGGUAUGGUCCUGGUCAGGGAAGGCUAAGAGGACGCCUCACAUAUGGGUAGCAAGAGGGCGCUUAUGCCCUGACGGUGGGGCCUUAUGGGAUAGGGCCCAUCCCAAUAGGGACAACACCCCCCCUUCAAGCGCACCUCUGUAUCGACUGGAUCACUCUUUUGGUCUAGUCGGUGGAACUGGUAAAUCACGCGAGCUGGUUAGGUGCGUGGGGCAGAGGGCUCGUAGUAAUAGAGGAAAUGUUACUUGGGCCAGGGCGGAGGAUUCCAACUCAAGGUCUAGACUUGAUAUAUUUCUGAUAUCUUUCUCCUGGGAUGAGCUGGUGCUGAAUGUGCUGCAGAUUCCUUUACCUAGGCUGAUUUCAGAUCAUUUGCCUAUCUUGCUAGAUGGAUUCAGAGGGACGGGGGUGCGUGCUCCUUUCCGAUUCGAGAAUAUGUGGUUGAAAGUGCCAGGAUUUGGUGACAAGGUGAAAGAAUGGUGGACAAGCUACGGGGUAUUAGGGACGCCUUCAUUUCGUCUUUCGAAGAAACUUAAAUUGCUCAAAGGAGAUAUUAUUAGGUGGAAUAAGGAGGUUUUUGGGAGGGUAGAGGUUAAAAUGAUGGAGCUUAUGCAUGAAUUGGGAGAAUUAGAGAGAGGGGAAGGGGCGAGGGAGUUAGAUGAAUAUGAGAAAGCGAGAUUGGGGGAUGUUAAUAGGGAAAUAGUCGAGUUAGCAAUAGCUCAGGAGACUAGUUGGCGGCAAAAAUCGAAGGCGCCCUGGGGAUUCGAAUUCCACAGGGUGGCGGUUGCAAAUCGAAGGAGAAACUUCAUAGAGUCCUUAGUUGUGGAUGGGGAAGUUAGUUGGAGGUCGACUUUGGGGGGAAUAGAGUUCAACCACAUAGGGGAGGGAGACAAUGAGUGGCUAGAAAGGGCUUUCGAGGAGGAGGAGGUGCACGAGGCUGUGUCGAGUUGUGCUGGUGAUAAGGCCCCCGGGCCUGAUGGUUUCUCCUUGGCCUUCUUCCAGCUCUGUAGGGACACCAUCAAGGGGGAGUUGAUGGAAGCCAUUGAAUACUUCCAUGUGAAUGGUGUUUUCGAGAGAAGUAUAAGUGCUUCUUUUAUUACUAUUGUGCCUAAGAAAGAAGGUGCAUUUUGUAUCAGAGACUACAGGCCUAUUAGUCUCGUGGGGAGCAUUUACAAGAUUAUUUCUAAAGUGCUUUCCAACAGACUCAAGAAGGUUCUUGACGUGUCUGUUUCGUCCUCCCAGAAUGCAUUUGUGGAAGGUAGGCAGAUCCUGAAUGAUGCUUUGGUGGCAAAUGAACUUGUAGACUCUAGAAGGAAAAAUAGAGAACCCUGCUUACUAUGCAAGUUGGACCUUGAGAAGGCUUUCGAGCAUGUCAAUUGGGAGUUCCUGGAUUUCAUUAUGAAGCAGAUGCGGUUUGGGGCAAGAUGGAGGGAUGGAUCAAGUUUUGCAUUUCCUCAGUCAGAUUCUCUGGGCUGGUUAAUGGUAUCCUGUGUGGUUUCUUUGGCUGCUCCAGGGGUCUCAGGCAAGGUGACCCCCUAUCCCCAUGCUAUUCAUUCUAGUGAUGGAUGCUCUGAGUAA